GCUCCCUACUUUGCGCGCGCGCUUCAACGAUUCAAUCAUGUGUUUGGCAAAGAGAAGAGACCUCGCAGGAAGAAGGCUCUAACAGCUCAACGCCUAGUAGAUAGCUUCUUCAUUUGGGUUCCGACCGUUGGUCGGGACGGGUUGAAAAUUUUCAGUUUGUUUUGUCGGAAACGUGAGGGAUGGGUUUUCCGCGAAGCUGUUGCUGCUGAAGAAGCCGCGAGUUUAAUUAAAAAGUUGACAAUGUGCGAUCAUGCAAGUGUCAUUGGAAGGUGCAAAAACAACGGCCUCUGCGGCGCUCGCUGGAGGUGACGAACAAACGCUCGAUGGGCUGGCAGAAGCUGGAGUAGUGACACGGUUAAUUGAAAACGUAUAAAAGUGAUGUGAUGAAAUUGUGACGAAUCAAUAGGAGGAUACGGAAGGUUGCAGUGCUAAUGAGCAAAAUGUUAAUGAAGUUUGGUGUGGUGCGAGACAUAGUGAUCAUUACAGUAUUUGAAAGUGAGGAGAAGUAUGCAAACAAGAAUCAAAAUGGAUAAAAGUAAAAUCGGUAUAUCUAAACGAAACCCCUUCAUCUCCCGCAAACACAUCUUGUUUCUUUUUGCCAUCACGGUGGCAUGUAUGUUCAUCCUGCUUUCAGUGCUACAAUCGGAACCAUACGGAAUCCCCACUGGACACGGUCAGCUGGACAUCAGUGAACCCCUCUCCGACAGCAAGGUAAAUCUGUCCGAAGCUGUUCGUGUCCUGUGCUGGGUCAUGACCACACCGGCCAACCAUGCGUCCAAAGCUGUUCACGUCAAGCGAACUUGGGGCAGGAGAUGCAACAAGUUGCUAUUGAUGAGUUCCGCCGAGGAUAAAGAGUUGGGAACGAUUGCACUGCCGGUUGGUGAAGGAAGGGAAGGUCUGUGGAAUAAGUCGCGCGAAGCGUUCCGGUAUGCUUACGAACAUCACUUGGAGGAAUAUGAUUGGUUCUUGAAGGCUGACGACGAUACUUACGUUAUCCUGGAGAAUUUACGAUAUUUCCUAUACCCAUUUGCGCCAGAAUUUCCAAUUUACUUUGGGAGCAAAUUCCGAUAUCCUGAGUACGUCAAGCAAGGUUAUUUCUCCGGAGGAGCUGGUUACGUACUGAGCAGAGAAGCUUUGAAGCGAUUUGUUGAGCAGGCCCUUCAAGGUUCGAAGAACUGUACCACUGCGUUCGAUACGGAAGAUUUGGAAAUGGGAAGAUGCAUGGAAAGCGUUAACGUAACUGCCGGCGAUUCCCGCGAUCUCCUGGGAAGAAAGCGCUUCCUCCCGCUGGAACCAAUGUUCCACCUGACCACCAAUCCAGUAGAUGACCCCAAUUUUUGGUACAACUACUACUCGUUCUACGAACCAUUUUACGGGGACAACUGCUGCUCGGAUCUGGCCAUCAGCUUCCAUUACAUCCCUGGUCAGCAAAUGCACGUGAUGGACUAUCUGAUCUACGGGCUGCACCCGUACGGAGUCAACUUUCGCAAUCCACCGUUGAAGCCGAAAUUGAGCUGGGAAGAAGCCAGGCUCGUGCCCGGACCAUAUCCAGUGGAAACUACCACGGUGAACGCCACUGUUGAUCUUUCAUCUACUGUAUCUGCUAGUAGAGAAGAGAACAGCAGCAGCCAGGCAAAUAUUGACACUCAAAGUGAGAAUUCUACCAGCAGUGAGGCGUCGAAUGAAGUUGGAAGUACCAGUGAUUCAUCAUAUUUGUUAGAGAUUUUUAAAAGUUUGUUGGAGAAGCAGGAAAUUAAUAAAACAAAGGACGAAGAAAUUAUAGAUAAGAUACUUAGUGAUAAAGCAUUUACGAAAAAGCUUUUAGAUAAGUUGAAAUUGCGCCAAAAUUAAUAAAACAAUAAGUACA
Molecule: messenger RNA, 1867 nt
Organism: Culex quinquefasciatus (southern house mosquito)
Lineage: Eukaryota; Metazoa; Arthropoda; Insecta; Diptera; Culicidae
Product: glycoprotein-N-acetylgalactosamine 3-beta-galactosyltransferase 1
Exons: 4
Coding region: 508-1851 (447 amino acids)
Cellular component (GO): membrane
Molecular function (GO): N-acetylgalactosaminide beta-1,3-galactosyltransferase activity
Source: RefSeq, a predicted model, not a curated record